AUGAAACUCGUUAAGUGGGCAAGAGGCUUUUAUAAUAUUAACCCAUGUUUAGCAAGGGGGUUAUUUGGUAAUUUUAUCAAAGUUAAAAGAAUUCUAGGGAUUUUAUGUUUGCGUCCUCAUCAGUUGAUCGAGCAAAGGAAAAGAAACACGAAGAGAGAGUGCAGACACGAAUCCGAUGUUUUGGUCGAUCGAUUGCAAGAAGGGUGUUUCUCCGGGGGUACACGAGAUCAAAGGGAAGGAAGGGACGAACCAGCGAGGUUUCGCUCUUUCUCGUCCAGCUGUGAGGUGCGAAGGGAGGAGGAGGAAAUUGGUCCAAUUGAAGCGAUGAGAGCAGCAACGGAAAAGCAAGCGAGGCGUCGGCGGUCGUUGGUCGAUGGGAGCAGAAGAGAGAGUGCGAGGAGAGGAGGUCAGAAGAAGGGUCGGGGGGGAGAUAGUCAGCAACGACCAUUUGGGCUGCUGAGAGGGAAAGGAACGUGCGAGAGGUGGGGCUGCUGCCUCGAUGGUUCACCGCAGCACCACCACUGCGGGUGGUUCAUGACAGGGGACGAAGAAACAGGCAGAAAAACAAGGAAGAAAGGUAACGACUCCUCUAGUGGUGUCUGUUCUUGGCUGAAAUCGAAGGAGAAGAAGAAAAGAAACAACAAAUUAUUGUGGUGUUUGCAUGAAGAAGCAGGCAGAAAAAAAAAACUAAUCAUUGUUCAUGUUUGA
Molecule: messenger RNA, 708 nt
Organism: Lactuca saligna
Lineage: Eukaryota; Viridiplantae; Streptophyta; Magnoliopsida; Asterales; Asteraceae
Source: the annotation of a GenBank genome assembly